AUGGCCUCACAAACCUCACACAUAGAUGGCAGAAGCACUACACCCCCCCGCCGAAUCCGUCGGACAAUUUUCUCCUUUCUGAGUUCGAGAUCCCUCCGGUCCCUCAGGAGGACCAAUCGCCGAAUAAACAGCCUCGUUGCAGCAGAAGGACCUCGGAUGUUCAACGAGAUCCGUUUCCACCUGGACCUACGAGCACGGACACCUCUCAACCAUCAGGUGUUUAUUAGUGCCCUCGGGCGAAUAGGCCACUACGCUCGCCUCCUCGUUAUUACAUUCCAUAAUGUCGGCCCGAUAGAAUUCGGACCCCUCCACUCAGAAGAUCCGACAAGAAAGAGCAGUCUGAAUCCCAUCCCCGCACAAGGACAUUUCGGUCAACACGGGACCUAUAGGCUUGUGGGCCCGGACAUACCCGUCAUGCCUGGGAUAUUUGAGGAUUUAAACCUGGAGUCCAAUGAGGAGGGAUUUUUCAAGAAGGUUUUCGACCGACUCCCCAGGCUUCAGGCACUCUCUAUAAGGUGUAAUCCAAGCGUAGAGCAUCUAUGGGGGAGAACACUGCUUGACGAAGCACUAGUCUACCUCCGCUGUCAAUUCGAGGAAUCGCGACACAUAAUGAGCGGAUUCCUAGUACUGACAACGCUUGACUUGCAACUCCCAACACCACUCGCACUCUGGCACCUACGCUCUUUCCCCGGCUACGGCGAUGGGGGGAAUCCACUGCUGGGUAGAGAAGGUGCCUGGUCGAAUGUGCGGAAUCUAAGUUUAACGCUACCACCAGCUACCAUUGCCGGGAGCUCGGAAAGACAACUUAUCAUGAUGAGAGGGAUUCAAGGCUUCAUUUCAGGGUUCAGUCUCACGCUCGCUAGGUUGAGCAUCACUGGUGGCACGGGAAAUCCACUAACUUAUGAUCUUGGCCCAAACAUCGGGGGGAUGCUUCAACGUACAAGAUUUGGUCAUUUGAGGGAAUUAAGGCUUAAGGAUGUGAAGAUCGACUGGGAGGAUUUGGAAGAAUUUCUGACUGAUCCAAGGAGGGGAUAUUCGGUAUUUAAUCUGGGACUUUGUGGAGUUGAAUUUACUAGGUCGAGUGGAUGGAAAAGGCUAUAUAUGUUCUUUGAGUUGGAGCAUCCAGAAAGGAUGUCCAGGCCUAAUAUGCCGCUGCAAUUGACGAGGAAAUUGCAGUUGUUGAACAAGCCUGGCGAGUUGAGGCAAGGACGGAAAUAG
Molecule: messenger RNA, 1218 nt
Organism: Tuber melanosporum (Perigord truffle)
Lineage: Eukaryota; Fungi; Ascomycota; Pezizomycetes; Pezizales; Tuberaceae
Exons: 1
Coding region: 1-1218 (405 amino acids)
Source: RefSeq, a predicted model, not a curated record